AUGGAUCCGCCCGAUCCCCUGCCCCUCCGCAUCACCAGGAGCGCCUCCUCCUCCUCGUCUCUCCACUUCAAGUCGCGCGACCGAAAACUACACUUGCUGGUCGCUGCUACCGGACCCCGCGACAUAUCAUGGGCUCAGGCUCUCGUCGUGCGGCUCUCCAAGAGUUCCGCCAUCGAAAUGCGCGCCAUCGUCGACGAUGCUGUCCCGAGACUUAGCCAGACCGUCACAACGCUGCAAAACCGAUCCAUGAGCCCUCCCCUGCCACCCGCGCGCGCCGUCGACGCCGACGUCGAGGAUAUCGAGUUUUACCGCCAGCAGGCCUUCGAACUCGUCGAGUGGGCUGAUCUUAUGGUCCUGGCUCCCAUCGAUGCCGACAACAUUGCCAAGAUGUUGGCCGGCAUUGCAGAUACCUUUCUCCUCGAGGUUCUGAGAGGCUGGGACACCACAAAGAAGAUUUUGCUGGUGCCAGGCAUGAGCACGCACAUGCUGGCAAACCCCGUCACAAAACGCCAGCUCAACAAGAUCAACAGCAAAUGGACCUGGAUACGCGCCAUGACCCCGAUUCUGUGGCACUACGACGGCUCGUCAAAGAACCCAAAGCGUAUCGUCAACUGGAAUGGCUUCAACGAUGUAUUGUUCUUUAUCAAGAACCAGGCCGAUCUCCUUGGCCUCGGUCGUGAUGUCGACGUUGUCACCCACCUCGGCUACCUCGCCUCUGGUGACCCACGAGUCUAUUCGAAUUUGCCGCCCGAGAUCUGGACCAUCAUCCUCGAUUACGCCGGCGACUGGGAGCUUGCACAGGCCUUAGGCAUCUUCACCAACCUUCCUAUGCCUCAUCCAUGGACACUACAGCCCAAGGAUCCCCGCGACUCGAUAAAGGUCUACGAGCAUGAGCUGGAAUGGCUUGUUCUGACCUGCGACACCACUGCCAUCUGCAAAAAGUUGCUGCAAUCGCCACCGAGUCUGCAUGACCUGCCCGCGCUCGUCGUCGGGCUUCUCAUCAAAUUCUCCCUCAUCGACGUCCUCAAGUGGAUGGAAGCGAACCGACCCGACCUUUUCAAGCAUGCAUUUGACGGCAAGGUUCUCCCCACGAAAGCAUCAGCCUACUUUGGUCGACCCGACGUUCUGGACUACUGGAAAGAGAGCAAAUAUUUCCGUGGCAAGCAUCAACAGUGCUAUGAUGCCGAGGCUGUAGACGGGGCUUCCAAGAACGGCUUCAUUCAGGUUCUGGACUGGUGGUGGCGCCACUCCGGACUGCCCUUGCGUUUCACCGAAGCAGCCUUGGAACAAGCCAGCGGCAAGGGUCAUCUCCUAGUCCUUGAAUGGUGGCGAGAUGCGGCUGUCCAGGACGAGCGAAUCGUCCUCCGGCCAGGCAAGUCUCUCCUAUGGGCGGCGCAACAUGGGCAGAUUGAUGUCAUUCGCUGGUGGAUGGCCUCUGGUAUUCCUGUCGCCCAGGGUGAUAGCGUCGCGAAGGUGGCCUCGCGAUGGGGCCAGGUCGACGUCCUGGAGCUGUGGAGGAAGCUCAAGGGAGAUGACAAAAUCGCAUUUGACCACGAAGUCCUCGUCCAACCAACCAUUCAUCAGCAUAUCGGAGUUCUCGAGUGGUGGCGCAAGUUUGCAUACGGAGAGUUGGACGGCAUGGACGGACGAAAACACCGCGUCGAAUACCGCACAUGCGACAUCGAAGAAGCGUUGGAGGACAGCAUCGGCGACCAAGAGCCGGUGCGCAGGUGGUGGGCGAGUAACGGGCUCAAUCUCGGCCUUCGUAACGUUGAAUGGAUGCGGGCCAGGUGUUUGUAG
Molecule: messenger RNA, 1800 nt
Organism: Colletotrichum karsti
Lineage: Eukaryota; Fungi; Ascomycota; Sordariomycetes; Glomerellales; Glomerellaceae
Product: phosphopantothenoylcysteine decarboxylase
Exons: 1
Coding region: 1-1800 (599 amino acids)
Biological process (GO): coenzyme A biosynthetic process
Cellular component (GO): phosphopantothenoylcysteine decarboxylase complex
Molecular function (GO): phosphopantothenoylcysteine decarboxylase activity; FMN binding
Source: RefSeq, a predicted model, not a curated record